Phaedon cochleariae (mustard beetle) is the source of this 2576-nucleotide messenger RNA. The record is from the annotation of a GenBank genome assembly. Lineage: Eukaryota; Metazoa; Arthropoda; Insecta; Coleoptera; Chrysomelidae.
CGUUUCCAACCUUUAAUUUCAUACUGUCGACACAAAUUCAAAUAUUUUGACAUAGUUUUAGAUUAGAUAAAGUUUUUUCUAUAAAAAUGGCUACGUCGAAUUGCUUUCCAUAUCGGCCUCACGAUUACAUGUAUGAUCCCAUUUUCACCGUAUCGGGCCCUAUUGAUCAUUAUAAAGCAGCAAUGGUGGCGAAAAUGUCUGCAGUGAAAUUCCAAAUAUGCCCCAUCUUCCCCAACAUGUUCUCCGACCUGCCGAACCACCCGCGCGUGCAGCUGGUGCCGCGCCGAUCGCCCCCGCCCGCGCCCUACCGGGGUUCCCGCGGGCGGCCCGGGGCGGCCGACCCUGCCCUCAGACGGCCGCCCGACGUGCUGGGCGCCGAUCGCCUCAAGUUCUUCUGCCCCGUGCUGAACUUGCCCGCGAAGGAGGAGCUGCCGCUGCAGCAUCACGUGACGUUCACCAUCGAGAAGGUGGCGAAAAAAGUGAAGAGCAACGUAGAGGCCAAAACGAGGGAUGUCAGUACGGAGACCAAAUUCAGGGAGUCCUCGGCCCAAACGGAACCCUGGGAACCCCCGUAUAAGAUCAUCGGGAAAGGGGAUCCGGAAAUACUGAAGCUGGAUUUUCUCAAAUGGGGCAGCGGGUUACCGGCCGGCAUGCACGAAGUAAGACUGAUAGAAAGAGCGAGAAUGAAAUCGGCGUGGGAGAAGGCCAUCCAGCCCUCGAUCGAGGAUGCCCACUCUCUGGUGCAGUUCCGCGACUAUCAGGAGGCCCUCGAGAGGGACGAGUGGGCGUUCAGGGAGGAGGAGAUCAAGGAGGUGCAGGAGUUGAGGUUGAAGCUGCUGGAGGAGAUGCUCAACGAGUUGCACGAGAAGGCGAGGACGCGGACCGAAUUGAAGAUGAAGAGUUUUAUUGAGAAAAAGGAGAAGGAAAAAAAGGAGCAGAUGGAGAAAAUCAGACAGAAAACGGCGAGAGAGCUGAGGAAGCUGGAGGCUCAAAGGAAAGGCGCUCAAACCAGAUACAAAGAGCCGAACAUCGUCGACGAACAUGUCGACAAAAAAUCCGAAAUCUACGGCCCUCUGAGGAGGCACGGCGAACAUCCGAAACGUUGGCAUCAAGUAAUCGACGAAAAGAUGAAGAAAUACAAGGCGCAAUUCAUCGGUGUUGAAAAGUUCAGUACUCUGCCAAUAUGGUUGGACCAAGCAACCAAAAUCGACAAACGGCGACUUUACAGCAACAGUCCCGGUAGAAGAUUGUGCAUCAGAGAGACCAAAUGGUCUGCCCCGGUACUCAAACAGUUGCACGAAGAACUAAAAGAUUUGAGGAAAGAAACUAAAAAACGUCCACUCUCGUUGAGGACCAAAAUAGAAACUGCUGUCGAAGAAGCUAACACUCCAGAAGUUGAAGGAGUACCGCAAUUGGAGGAGGACAAAUAUCAAGCUGCGGUUUUGUUACAAAAAGUGAUACGAGGACGAGCCGCUCAAAUGAUGAUAUAUGAAGGAAGAAACACUUGUAAAGAGUUGAUACACGAGUUGAAGUACUCUGUGGGGUUGCUAAAGAAGCAAAAAGAAGUGAAGUCUAAACAGAAGCAGAAGGUGAAGGUGCAGCAAAGGGAGGAAUGUAAACAGUUGAACAUGGUGCACAGGCUGCAAGGCUCUCUAGGCAAACUGCAAGGCUCCGUGGUGGGCACGCUGCUCGAUUUCUUGAACAAGGAGCUUCGCAGGCUGUUGGAGGAGCGCAAGGCUCACGCUAUGUGUCUGAUGAACGAACGUGAACGGUAUAUACGGGAAGCAGCAGAGGCUGGCAGAAGACAGAAAGAACUGCGAAGAAGAAGGGAACAUGACGAGAUGUUCAAACAGGUAGUAAAAGUAACGCAGGAAAGCGUUGAUGUUUACCUACAGGAAAUCAUCACUGAUGGCAUUGAGUUUGCUUCAUCAGAAGAAGCCAAGGAGUACAUUGACAAGCUAGCUAAAAAGAUCGAGCUUGAAACCGAAAUGGAUUAUAAUAAGCAUUUGGAUGCUCCAAUGCAUGUACAAGAUGAAACUAUAGCUGAUAUGGUGUUGCACUUCAUGUUGCCAGAUGUAGAAAAACAAUUAAUUCGGGAGAAAAUCACCAUGAAACAAAAGCAAAAUUUGAAAACUAUUCAUGACAGCAUUUAUUCUGAAUUUGAGAAUCUUCCGAAAAUUGAACGCCCACCUGAAAUAGUCUCUCAUAUUUUGGAAGACAUUCAAGAAAAAGCUCUCACUGAUACAGAAAGUGGGAAAAUAGCCUAUGAUAUCCUGGAAGAUAUCCUUAUUAAAGUUGAGACUGGUAUAUCAGCUUCAGAAACACUGAAUGAUAUUGAAGAAGCUGAAACAUUAUCCCCAAUCCAUUAUCAAGACCCUUAUGAGGAAUAUUUGAGACAACUAAUGGCUGAUGAACAAAUUGAUGAACAUGAAUAUACUAGUGUUGAGGAGUUCAGUGACAAUUCCACUGAAUUUCAAUUCAGGCAUGACAUUUUAGACACCAUAACAGAAGUUGACACAGAAAACACUGAAAGCAGUUCAAAUAAAGAGCAAUAAAAUUGUAUAAAUAUAAUCUUA